Molecule: messenger RNA, 1946 nt
Organism: Austrofundulus limnaeus
Lineage: Eukaryota; Metazoa; Chordata; Actinopteri; Cyprinodontiformes; Rivulidae
Gene: slc25a15b
Product: solute carrier family 25 member 15b
Exons: 7
Coding region: 505-1413 (302 amino acids)
Biological process (GO): mitochondrial L-ornithine transmembrane transport
Cellular component (GO): mitochondrion
Molecular function (GO): L-ornithine transmembrane transporter activity
Source: RefSeq, a predicted model, not a curated record
GUUGGGGACGCUYGGUGGCUUCCAAAGAUCGUAAAGAAAGAAUAAYUCCGUAAUACUUUCGCGUAUUGUUGUUACUAAACUAAUAAAAUAKUARUCUAKAUAUAAUYAUUAAAACCGAUAGCAGCAUUCUAAACRCGUAAAAAUUAAAAGACGUUUAGUUUCAACACAWAUUAGUGUAAGGGYUUGUAGCUGGAAUUUCGGUCAGAGUGAGCGCUCUUCGUUCAGCAAAGACUCUCUGUCCUCUUCUCUCACAUCCUUUGAUGGCAGCUCAUUCGUUGACCGGUCAGUGAAAACAGAGGRGCUAAUGUUGGAUCUAAUGAGAUAACAUUAGGUAGCGUGUUUGGUCCGACAKGGGGAAGCUAGCAUGUAGGCGACUGUGAAUAUUACAUUCGGUGGGUCAAUGUCUGCGACAUUAACCCUGAGAGUCAGAGUCGUAGAUGCCCCGAGGUUCAACUCGACGCUCGUGCGAGAGAUUGCUGAAAGAAGAGAACCUAUCUGACCAGCAUGGCUCCUCACCCAGUGGUCCAGGCCAUCAUUGAUCUCUCUGCAGGAGCUAUAGGGGGAGCCGCGUGCGUCUUCAGUGGACAGCCUCUGGAUACAGCGAAGGUGAAGAUGCAGACCUUUCCCACCAUGUACCGAGGCUUUAUCCACUGCAUCGUGUCAAUCUACAAACAGGUGGGUGUACGUGGUCUCUACCAGGGCACCACUCCAGCACUGAUGGCCAAUAUCGCAGAGAACUCCGUGCUCUUUAUGAGCUACGGCUUCUGCCAGCAGGUCAUCCGCUUCACAGCUGGACUGCACAAAGAGGCCGUGUUGAGUGACGUGCAGAAAGCCUGUGCCGGCUCAGUUGCAUCAAUCUUCUCCUCUCUGGUGCUCUGCCCCACUGAACUGGUGAAGUGUCGACUGCAAGCCAUGCAUGAAAUGGAAGCGUCGGGCAAGAUCGCCAAGAGUCAGAACACCGUGUGGUCGGUGGUGAAAUCCAUCAUGAGGAACGAGGGGCCGCUGGGUUUCUUUCAGGGGCUGAUCCCCACCAUCGCCAGAGAGGUGCCCGGUUACUUCUGCUUCUUCGGUGCCUAUGAGCUGUGGCGCACGGCAUUCGCAGAUUACAUGAAGUGUGGCAAAGACGACAUAGGUGUGGCUCCGACCGUGUUCAGUGGUGGUUUCGGGGGGGCGUGCCUCUGGCUGGUGGUCUAUCCCAUGGACUGUGUUAAAUCCCGGAUUCAGGUCAUGUCCAUGAUGGGCAAACAGGCGGGCUUUGUCAGAACCUUCAUGACUAUUGCUCACACUGAAGGCGUGAGGGCGCUCUACUCCGGCCUCACCCCCACCAUGGUGCGCACCUUCCCGGCUAACGGAGCUCUGUUUCUGGGCUACGAGACCAGCAGGAAGUUCAUGAUGAAACACUUCGACAGCUGAACCCAAACUGCUACACUCCUCUGCUUGAAGAGAACCAGAACYGUGUUUAUAUUUCUCUUUGCUCAAUCUCGGUGAUGUUUUUAGACUUGUUAUAUUAAAAUCUCAAAAAAUUAUUGUUUAAUAGAAGGAAAAUUCAGUAUUUAAACAACCAGUGUUUUUAUAAACRUGUUUUAGUCCUACUUCAACAAAGCUGCAUCUUCUCUCCGUUAGAAUAUCUUUAACCCSUUAAUGCUUGUUUUUAAAGAUGUUGAGCUUUUUGUAAAUUAAAAUUUGAAAUAGAAGUGCCACACUACAUAUAUGAAGCCAAAUAUUUGGUGGGCUUUUUGUUUGCUGCUUUUGAUUUUAUCCGUGUUCAAACAGAAGAACUGAAUUUGCCAAUAAGUUUUAAAAAUGUUUUAAAUGUGUAAAACUUAAAAAAAGCAGUUCUUUCAAAAUUAAUCUUUAAUUAGAAUGCAUGUAUGGUUCUUUAUUUAUUUAUUUAUUUAUUUUGGCUUUUCUGUUUGGAAACAAAAUCAUAAAAACCACUGCAUUGA